UGUAGGAGGACUUAACCUAUACGAAACUGCAAUUGAUAAAGAAAGCACAAGCAACGAAAUUAAUUUUUUAGAUUUUAUAAAACAUGGGAGAUUUUCGAGCAGGCGAAUCGCCGUUCAAAACAAAAAACACCUAUGAUGAUAAGCUCAAAAUCUGGAGUGGUGGCGAAAAGCGGAGUUUAUUUUCCCCCGACUUGUCCAUCGGAGAGAUUAUCUUCCGGCAAAUGGAGCGUCAUUCAAAACUCAUAGCUCAGAUCUCCGUAACGGAGGACACAGUGUUGACUUGGGGAGAACUACGCGAGAAUGCGAAGCGAGUGGCUACAUAUAUGCGAAACUUGGGCCUGAAGCAAGGAGAAUUUGUGGGAAUCAUUGGCAGACUCACCACCCACUUGACGGCUCUGGCUUACGCCUGUUUCUUCAAUGGAACCCCAUAUCAUGCCCUGCACACUGAGUACGAACAGUCGGCAAUCGAGAGACUAUUUGGAAUGACUCGACCUCGUCUAAUCUUUUGCGAUGGAGAUGAGUUUGCAAAGGUUCGGGCAGCCACUGAAAGCCUGCAAGUGAAGAUAGUUACUAUGCGGAAUCAUCCGAAGGGAUCACUACGGAUUGAGGAUAUUUUGGGGACUACCGUGGGGGAGAACUUUCAGCCAGUCCGUUUGAAAGAGGGUACUGAUCAAACUCUGGCCAUUCUUAGUUCCUCUGGGUCAUCGGGCCUUCCAAAGGCAGUUACUAUUAGCAAUAGUCACCAGAUUAUUGCGAGCUUUCUCGCCGUGGAUACUUCCCUAGUUAACUAUAACCCAAACACAUUGGAUUGGGCUUCGGGAAUCUCGAUGACCAUCAAUUCUGGCGUCUUUGGCACACCGAGCAUUAUUUCAGACAGUGACUUUGAUCCUGGCUCCUUGUGUGGUUUAAUAAGAGAGUAUAGAAUCUCAUUGGUGUUCAUAAGUUCUUCACAAUUGGCCAUGCUAGCUAACUGCCCGGAAUUCGAAACAGCUGAUCUUUCUUCCGUAAAGUACUUAUUUUAUGGUGGAUCAAAUUGUUCACUGGAAGCUCAGAAAAGAGUGAGCAGCCGUCUUAGCCCCGAAUGCAUUAACUUUAGUUAUACGCUAACCGAGUUAAACAGCCCGGGAUGCAUGAACUUCAACUUCGAAGAGAAACCCAAUUCUGUAGGCCGACCGGUUAAGGGCAUUAAGGUAAAAAUUAUCAACGAACAGGGUGAGGCCCAAGGACCUAACAACAUUGGUGAAAUCUGCUUCAAUAACGGUCAAAAAUGGUCUGGCUACUAUAAGAAUCCAGAGGAAACCAGAAAUAUGCAGGACACUCAGAACUGGUUUCACACUGGAGAUCUCGGCUACAUGGACGACGACGGUUAUCUUUUUGUUAUUGAUCGCCUAAAGGACAUGCUGAAGUAUCGCACAAUCAUGUAUUAUCCCAGCGAGAUAGAGAAUGUCAUUGCCGAAAUGCCGAAUGUUGUGGAGGCAUGUGUCUUUGGGAUAUGGGACCCAGUGAAUGGAGAUAAGGCAGCUGCCUCGGUGGUCAAGAAACCGGGAACCCAACUGGAGGCCCAGGAUGUGGUGGAUUACGUGAGGAAACAUAUCACUGCCAAAUACAAACAGCUGAACGGAGGGGCUCUAAUUGUCGAUCGAAUUGUUCAGAGUGCUAAUAGAAAAGCAAGCCGAGCAGCCACAAAAGCUAACUUUUUACAAAUUAUGAACAAGUGUUAGAUGUUAUAUGUUGUAUGUUUCACUUAGUCUAACAUUUAAAUGGAAAUAUUUGUGAUUUUAUUUAUGUAUGUUAAAUUUAAAAAAUAAUUUAAAGGGCCGUGUUCUCGUGUGUACUUUUAUUUGCCUAAUAAAUCUGAUAAUAAAUUUCUUGAA
This is a messenger RNA of Drosophila takahashii, 1874 nucleotides long. RefSeq names its product luciferin 4-monooxygenase-like. NCBI's taxonomy places the organism in Eukaryota, Metazoa, Arthropoda, Insecta, Diptera, Drosophilidae. The record is from RefSeq and is a predicted model, not a curated record. Gene Ontology annotation, biological process: long-chain fatty acid metabolic process; fatty-acyl-CoA biosynthetic process. Gene Ontology annotation, molecular function: long-chain fatty acid-CoA ligase activity.